Messenger RNA from Mandrillus leucophaeus (drill), 1353 nucleotides. Its product is annotated as golgin subfamily A member 6-like protein 1. The record is from RefSeq and is a predicted model, not a curated record. Lineage: Eukaryota; Metazoa; Chordata; Mammalia; Primates; Cercopithecidae. The transcript has 7 exons. Bases 1 to 1353 code for a protein of 450 amino acids.
AUGGUCUCAGUCCCGUGGCCGCCGGGGGCUGUGCCCUCCCUGGUCCCCACUGCCCUUAUCUGUGGCCUACCCCUUCCAAAGACCCCUGGGAUAGGGCGGGCCCGGCAGCUGUGCUCCCCGCCUCACCUGUCAGUGAUUCCACAUUUUGCAACCAGGGAAUUCACUGCCUUUUCGCAGGACAGUCACUUCCUUCUCCCUCCCCACCCCUCGCAUACCAUGUGCGACCUAGAAGACUGGUCAAAACCGUUACUGUGCGUGACGAUCCUAGAGCACUGUGGGCCCCAGACCAGCUCCCAGCACUGGGGGACGGCAGUAGCCACAACGUCCACACCCGCAGGAAGUGGUGGCAGGCUCCGCAGCCCCCGGGGUUCGGAACGUGAAUGGUUAGGGGACGGAGCAGACCCCCCAUUCCCGGGUGCUUGCAGGGAGGCCGAAGCCACGGCCAUUUUCCGGAGGGUGGCAGACCAAACACGCUGCCCUGCAGUGCUGGGAGCUGGCUUGGGGUCCACGGUGCUCUGGGAUCUUCACUCAUCCACAGUAACAGUUCUGACCAGUCUUCCACGUCGCAGAUGCAUAACCAAUGAUGAGCUGAAGGAGAAAAAUGCCGAACUACAAGAAAAAUUUCAACUUGUAGAAUCUGAGAAGUCUGAGAUCCAGCUCAACGUAAAGGAGCUAAAAAGGAAGCUGGAGAAGGCCAAGCUCCUGCUGCCACAGCAGCUGCAGGAGGAGGCUGACCACCUGGGUAAGGAGCUGCAGAGUGUGUCCGCGAAGCUCCAAGCCCAGGUGGAAGAGAACCAGUUGUGGAACCGCCUGUACCAGCAACAGGAGGUGAAGAUGCGGAGGCAGGAGGAGAAGAUAAGGGAGCAGGAGGAGAAGAUAAGGGAGCAGGAGGAGAAGAUAAGGGAGCAGGAGGAGAAGAUAAGGGAGCAGGAGGAGAAGAUACGGGAGCAGGAGGAGAAGAGGCAGGAGCAGGAGAAGAAGAUGUGGAGGCAGGAGAAGAUGCAUGAGCAGGAGGAGAAGAUACGGGAGCAGGAGGAGAAGAGGCAGGAGCAGGAAGAAAAGAGGCAGGAGCAGGAGGAGAAGAUGUGGAAGCAGGAGAAGAUACAGGAGCGGGUGAAGAAGAUGCACGAGCAGGAGGAGAAGAUGCGGGAGCAGGAGGAGAAGAUGUGGAGGCAGGAGGAAAUGAUGCACGAGCAGGAGGAGAAGAUACGGGAGCAGGAGAAGAUGUGGAGGCAGGAGGAGAAGAUAUGUGAGCAGAAGGAGAAGAGGCGGGAGCAGAAGGAGAAGAUACAUGUCACUCGCCUGCUGGUUCACCUCACUAGGGUGGCAGCUGCACAGGAGCAGCUGGGCUGA